Messenger RNA from Pomacea canaliculata, 3552 nucleotides. RefSeq names its product prominin-like protein. The coding region runs from base 207 to 3323 and encodes 1038 amino acids. Gene Ontology annotation, cellular component: membrane. The record is from RefSeq and is a predicted model, not a curated record. NCBI's taxonomy places the organism in Eukaryota, Metazoa, Mollusca, Gastropoda, Architaenioglossa, Ampullariidae. The transcript has 24 exons.
AACAAGGCAGAACUGCCUGUCAUGGCGCCUGUAAUCUCAGCUAGAAACGUGUGUACGUCCUGCCUUGCACGCGUAAACAUUUGCCUGGAAUUGAUGAGAGUCGACUGAAAGGCAAAAGCUGAUUUUACUCUUGAGUGGGACUUCCAGCUCGUCCUCGUGUCUCACCGCAGGGCACGGCUGGCCCGAGGGGGCGAAGUCCAGGCGCCAUGAGGGGCUCGCUGCUGUUCCGAUGUGCGGGGGCGCUGUGCAUACUGUUACUGAGUCUUCGCACAGAUGGGGAAACGGAGAACAAAAUCAACGACGAUUGUACGAUAGCCUGGGGGGACCUAGAGCCCGAUGUAGAAUACAAAACAGUAGAGUUCGAGACCAGCACGAGCUGGAUUUCGCCACUCAUUGAAAUUGCCCGGUUUUAUAUCGACAUUACUUUGGACGAAAUACUACCCCCAGAUGAUAUCGCCAACGCUCUAGGAGGACAAGGAAGCGUCUUUGAUGCCAUAACUACGAGCCUUCUAGGCAUGGUUGGCUACGUCCUCACCAUUAUCUUGUCAAUCAUUUUCUUCGUCUUCGUCUUCCCUUUCUUAGCCGUAUGCUUGUGGCUUUGUUACGGCAGCAAGAAGAAAAAACAAGAGGCAAAUAAAGGUGGUAAAGGGCAAAACAAAAAGAAGAAACCAGGAGGAAAAGGACGGCCUGGACCGGUCUGUUUAGCUACAGUCGUCGCAGUUUUCUCAGUCUUCAUUAUUCUCUGGACUAUUUUUGGCCUGAACUACACCUGGUUAGUGGCCUGGAACGUUCCCAAACUCCACAUCGCUAUUGACUACAGCGUAGACGACAUCAACACCUUCGUGCUAAACCUUAAGAAUAAGUCAGUGCGUCUGCUGGACACGAACUUCUUUUUUAUGUCUGAAGUCACCAAUGAGAGUGUGGUAGGCAUGGCGGGCAACUUUACGGAGAAUUUUUACAACCACACGGCCGCACUGUUCAACAUGGACCGGGUCCUAAGAGACAUCAAGGGAUACAAAGAGAGUUCGUUGAUACUGACAUCGGAGAUUGUCAACGCCAGCAAGAAUCUGGCCAUACAGCGAGACGAGACCACAGCCGCCAUGAAGGCGAAAAGUUGCGCGGGUUGUCUUGACCAAAGCAUACAGGAGCUUGAUCAGCUCGACUUUGAUGCUAUUCCUGUCUUCUGUGACGAUUUCAAUAAAAAGGCAUCUGUUGAUGUUAACCAGACGGUGAAGGAGCACUUUUGGAACAUUUCAAGUCCGAUAAUCGAAGCGUCUACAUUAAGCAUCCAAGUCGUGACGCUGCUGGAAAUGGUCCACAACGAUUCGCUGCUGCCGAUAAUCUCCUACAUGACCGACCUGCAGGAGAAAGUCAGAAAGCAAUCUCGGGAAUUCAAAGACAAGGCAGGUGAUUAUAUUGAGUCUGCACACAGACUCCUCAUCACCUGGAGUAUAAUAAUCACCCUGAUGCUGAUCAUUCCCUUUGUGAUCGCUGUGCUGAUGCUGGUGGGGGCGAUGAAUGUCAGGAAGGGGGAAAAUUCUGACAACACAUUCGCCGGGCGGAAGGUCGUCUACGACUGCGCAAAGACCUUGUUCAUCGUCUCUCUAGCUCUCAUCUUCGCGUUGGCAUCAAUACUGUCGGUGAUUUCCACACUUCUAUACAUCUUUGGCGCCCCGGCUGAGCGGUAUGUCUGCCAGAAGCUACAUGAUCCCGACAAGCUGGAAGAGCAAUAUGCGAAAAUUGUGAAGAGAGCGAUGGGGUUUGAUAUUACAAAGAUCGAUUACAACGUAGCUGGUAAUAAAGGAUCGUUCUCCCUUUCUCACUUCUUGAAAACCUGCCGUGCAGAUGAGACGAUAUACACUGCCAUAAACUUGAAGCCAGUUACAGAAGCUGCUCUUGACCAACUCAGUACCUUCAGAAAUGACGACCUAAAAAAAGCCGUCGACAUCAAGCCCAGGGACAUAGUCUCGGCCAUGACCAUGAUGGACUUUGAUGUGAGGUCAGAGGUUGACAGUCUGCAGUCGACCUUAGUGGUAGCCCAGAAGUUGGAAAGUGACACCUUAAAAAUACUGCAAGCUGCCAGGAAGGCAAAGAGAACAGCGCUUGCAAAUAAUUUGACUGAUUUGAUUGACGAUCAUCUUGAUUCAUUUCUGAACGCAUCAGAAGCUUUAGAUAAGCAAGCUCUACGACUGAUUGAGUUGGCGGACCGUCUACAUGCGAACUCCAAGCUUCUUGCGGGUCUCCUGAUGGCUUUAGAGGCGUGGCUGGAGGACACGAGAACAACGACUUAUGUAAUAACCAAAGAGCUUCGAAAAUUGUCUAAUCUUGCCCUCGGUCACGUGGACUCCUAUGUUGAAGAUCUAACCACGAAGCUUGAACACGAGACGGGUAAAUGCUACCCUUUAUAUACCUCAUACAAGGCCAUGGGAACUGAAGGUUCUUGUCUGGGUUUAUUGGACCCUAUGAACGGUGUGUGGCUGGCGCUGGGAUGGAUCUUACUCUUCUUCUUCAUUCUCAUCUUCCUACUCGUCCUAAUCAUCAGGAACCUUCGGGAGUGGCUUGACGAGGAAGAAGAAAGUCAGCCCCCUGAAGAUGAAGAAGAGCAGCCACCAAAGCCUUCCCCAGCAACUCCCCCCGAACCCUACCCGGAACUAUCGCCGGAACCGUACGGCUAUUACCCGCCUCCCACGUCGCCAGUGCCCCCCAGUCCAGGUCCGUACUUCCAGCCCCACUGGCAGCAGCAGCAACAGCAGCAGCAGCAGCAGCAGCAACAACAACAACAACAGCAGCAUCCGUGGCCUAGGCGAGGCUUUCAUAAGCGGAAUGUGCAGGCAGGCGAGUUUAUGAUGUCUAAGUCCGACGAGUUUGACCUGGACUACAUCUGCCAGUCCCUCGAAAGCUCGCAUAGCGGGAUCGGCGAUACAGGGAGUUCCACAAUGGACAUUGCAGACAAUGACGAUAGCGUGGAUAAAAGUGAGAGCGAUAGCACGGACGAUACGGAGGGCGAUAUCGCGGACGAUAACGUCGGCGAUAGCGUGGACGAUAACAAGGGAGAUACCGCGGACGAUAACAAGGGAGAUACCGCGGACGAUAACAAGGGAGAUACCGCGGACGAUAAAAAGGAAGAUACCGCGGACGAUAACAAGGGAGAUACUGCGGACGAUAAAAAGGGAGAUACUGCGGACGAUAACAAGGGAGAUACCGCGGACGAUAACAAGGGAGAUACCGCGGACGAUAAAAAGGGAGAUACUGCGGACGAUAAAAAGGGAGAUACCGCGGACGAUAAGAAGGGAGAUACUGCGGGCAAUAACGCGGGCCAAUAACGAGACCGCAAUGACAAUUAAGUCAUCUGGACAUGAAGCUACAGCAGGGGUGGAAGGGCAAUACGGUUUCUCCUAAUGCCCAUGAAAAAGAUUUUAAUUUUUUGUUGGCUAUUUCUUGAUGAUCUUUUUACUCAAACCAAAGAAAUGGUUACACGGUUGUCUGUGUGCGGAAGCCGUUUUUGAAAGUCAUUAGCACGAAGUUUUCAAAAUAAAGUGCAGGAAAAAUUAA